CAAUUAAGUGUAACAAACUUCAUUACAAAUUCCGAAUGUGACUAACAAAAUCAGUUUAUUACCUCAAUAAACAGAAUACAUAUCAUUAGCAAAACAUAGCACUUCCGCAUCUUUAAGAAACCGUUUAAUGAUAUAUGUAGCAAAAUGAAUGUUUCUCCAUUAUAUAAGGCGGUGUGGUUUUGGAAGGACAAAGGCCUUUCCUACAUUGCGGUUGGUGUAAAGGAGAAAGGAUCUGCAAAACAAACCACAAAUAAAAGAGCGUCUAUCUCAGAAAACGUCGGAGAAAGGGCAGUAAAAUUCCUUGAAAAUGUCGAUCAGAACCAACAAAAGAUUUUCAAGUUAAGGUACCAGAGACCAAUGAGGCAAGGCGUACCGUACAUCAUUACACUUCAAGACGUCAAGGAUGUGGUCACGUUUUUACUAAUGGGAAACCUUCCAAGAGCUGUGUUAUCACUUCUACACUCUUACGAAAUAAAUUACCUCAUUCGAGCACUGAUUCUCUACAUGCAACUUUAUCUACAGAUUCAUGAAGACCUCCGCUACAGAAAAUUGUCGUAUGCAACUCAACGCCUUAAGCAUCCCAUAUCUUCAGUUCGGGAGACGCUAUGCAAAAAACACUUAAGUAAGCUAAGAUGCCGAAUUGGGCAAGAAUACGCACUUAUUAUAGCCGGAGAGGGAUUUUAUAAAAAAUAUCACCAUAUGAACAAUCCUCUAAACCAGUCUUAUGUGGCAAAAGAUAUACAGUUGAAUGAGUACAUGUCAAAAUUGUUAGCAAGAAUAGUUUGGGUUGCACUAUACAGAACUAAUUACAAAGAAAUUGAAGUGGAAAUUGCACGGUUAUUUCAUUUUAAAAACAUCAACGACAAAGUAAGAAGACACAAUUUGCCAUCAUUUAAGUUUGAAAACAACCAUCAGAUCCUUCAAGGGAAUCCUCUAAGAUUUUCGAGCCACUGGCAUAUGCUUUCUCCUGUAAUAUCGGAUAUAUUUAUUAACGAUGAUGACCCUGACUUACUGCUGUCAAAAAACACGAACUCUACAGAUUUCGUGGCAACUGAGAUAUGCGGGUUAGAGGCGGCGUUGAUAUUGCCAGAGGAGUUAUUGGCAAGGUUUGACAUUGUCGUGGGGAUUCUAGGGCUGCCACGAGAAAACUUUGAAACUAUGCUACACUUGAAACAACAACGACAGAAAAGUUUGCUGGAAGAAGAAUUGGAACUGGCACAAGCUAUUAAAGAAACCCUUGUUGAAAAACCUAUGGUAAAAAUGUACGAGUACAUAUGGCAGUUAGAAAGGAGUAUUGAUUUGAGUGUAAAGGUCUCCAAAGAAGAUACGAAAGACGUAAGAGAAGAAAUACAAUUUUAUUUAUCGAAUCACGUCACAGAUAGUAAAAAUGCAUUUAAUUUAUGGAAAUCUAGCAAAUUAGAACCUAUUAAAAUACUCAAUUGAAA
Molecule: messenger RNA, 1445 nt
Organism: Homalodisca vitripennis (glassy-winged sharpshooter)
Lineage: Eukaryota; Metazoa; Arthropoda; Insecta; Hemiptera; Cicadellidae
Exons: 2
Coding region: 145-1443 (432 amino acids)
Biological process (GO): negative regulation of phosphatase activity
Molecular function (GO): phosphatase binding
Source: RefSeq, a predicted model, not a curated record